AUGACUACUCCAUUCUCAUCGUCCUUCGCUUCUGCCGCUGCGGGCAGCAACGGCGCUGGCAACAGAAGAGAGGGUAACGGUACUAGCGACUGGGCCCGAAGCCGUCCGAACGGUGCUACACAGACCUUCCGCCGGCCUUCCGCCAACACGACCGCCCAGACACGCGACAUGACCCCCCAAAACCCUUCAUCCGUACAAAGCCCAGGCGCCUACAUCCCGCCCCACCUCAACUCCAAUCAUCCUUCCAAUAUCGCGAAAAAUGGCGUCAACGGGCCUACGCGGUAUGGCAAGGAGCAGAUGCUGGCCAUGUACCAGUCGCAGAGGGAUGCUGGCGGCAUGUCCAGACGUCUACCUCAGCUGCUGGAUGAGAACUGGCUUCAAGAGACUCAGGGAAAUGGGCCUGUACCGCCAACACCGCGUGGAGAGUCUGCAGAGCAAUACCCUGGACCCGCUGUCUGCUGGAGGGAUGAGCCAAAUCCACUGCCGCUGGGCCUGCAAGAGAUGGACGAGGAGGAGAGACAGCUCUUCACAUCCUCUGUCAACUCGCCUAUAAAGGUGUCCACGGCGCCCAAGGAAGGAGCUGGCAUAGCUCCUAUUGGGACGCGCAAGACCUCGAUAUCCAAUUAUCCUGGAGGCGUCGGGUCUCGACCAGGAACUCGGCGUAGAGACACCAGCGACUCCUUCACUGCCAACGGGCCACUAUCGCCAACCGAGAACAAGACAUUCUUCCGUGGCGAGUCCAGUGCGGCCACUCCGCCACCAGCAUUGAUUCGCCGACGUACAGAUUUCAAGGAUGACCCCCAAAGUACCGCCCAGAAAGACCUGCCACCGCCAAAAGACGAGGAAGAGCCUCAAGCCCCCAUUGGUUCUCUGAGACGAGCGAACGGACCCUUGAAUGCAGGUCUGAACCCGCCGUCAGCUUCGCCGUGGUCGGCCGGGCCAGGUUCAUCCGCCUUUGGAUCCAUGGGCACCUUCGGAAGCUUCACUGCUUCCGCAGCUCCGCAGACGCAAGACAAGUCCGACCAGCGUCCGGGCUUCGGCAGCGUCCGUAGUGGGAGUCGUUUCAAGGAUCUGAUGGCAAAGUCCAGCACCGAAGACAUUCCAAAUGCCAACAAGGACAGGUCUGCUUUCGGCGCCCUUUCUCAGCUCGCCGAAGAGGACUCGGCAGGCACAGCACGUGAGGCUCUCAAGACUCGGCCAAAUCGUAGCGAGACCAAUCCAUUCGAGGAGGCACCAAACAGGUCAGGUAGUGCUGCAUUGAGCGCUCAAGAUACCGCGAAUUCUAUUGAUCAGUCCAACUUUGGCUCAAUUGGCAGGUCUCAAGCUGGGCUCAAUGAAGCCAGCCCGGCGAACACAAAUCCCUAUCAGAGUACCGACGGUGCUCGAGAUGAUGGACUGGACGCAACCGAUUCUCAAGCUCCGUUCAGUGCUACAAGACGCGCUCUGUUUAGCGACGAUGGCGCUCCUCGCUCGGCGUCCGGCUUCCCCACCUACUCCACUUUCGCGAAUUCUCCUGCGGCAGCUGCUUGGGGACCAAAUCCUGGGUUUUCCUCCGGCACGCCUGGCCGAGAACGCACUUUGGGCUUCAACGAUUCCAUUUUCAGUCCCAUCUCCGCUGAUUUACAAUCUCCCACAGCUGGGAUAGGGUCUGCUGGCUUCGGCGCAUUCGGCUCGAUUGGUCGAAACAACAGGCUCGGUGGAAUGCUGCCCAACGGCAUGGACGACGCAGGGCGAAGUGAUGCACGCAACAGAGGCCGAUUGUUCGGUGGAGCCGAGGGUGUGUCGCAGCGCGGCGAUCCUUUCGAUCCCGGAUUUGGGAGAGCCAGUGCUGCGUUCGACGACGCGGCCUUUGCUCGCCGUGACAACGAUCCUGCAUCUUUCAACCCGCUUUUCCCUUCUGUCGGCGAAAAUACCGCUGGCCCGUCUGGAGCCCGAGAAUCUCCCCCCAACGAUGGAAGGCCAACGCCCGGUUCCAGUAAUGAUAUGCCAGCAGUUCAGCAACUCAAGAUGGUCUUGCCUGACAGGAUGCGGUGGGUUUAUUGUGACCCACAAGGCGAGCAGCAAGGCCCUUGGUCUGGUCUGGAGAUGCACGACUGGUUCAAGGCUGGAUUCUUCAAGGCUGAACUACUCGUCAAGAAGUUGGAGGACAAGAACUUCAUACCCCUCGCGCAGCUGGUUCGCCAGAUUGGCAAUUCUCGCGAGCCUUUCUUGGUCCCGCAGAUAGGAAUUGCACACGGGGAGGAACCUGGCGAAACGAAUGCAUGGCCAAAUGCGGCCACUCCGACAGCAGCGAACCAUUCUCAGACACCAUUUUCGAAUAACAAUAACUUUCCGAGCUUCGGCACGACUCUGACUGCAGACCAGCAGAAUGCGCUCGAGCGUCGCAAGCAGGAAGAGCAGUAUAUGAUGGCACAACAAAAGGAGCAUCUCGCCAAUCGCAUGGCGAGGCAGCAAGGACCAGGUCAACCACAUAACAUGCACCCGUUACAGCACCAAGCAAGUGCACACUCUUUGCACACUCAGCCAUCGUACGGGAGUAUUACUUCGCCCAGCACUGGCUACCAUCCGAUGCCUUUGCCACCGGGAGCAGGCCCUUCCAUGGGCGCACAUGCACCAAUCGGGCAGCAACCACCACAAUUUGGUCAAGAGGGCCAACUGCCUGGUCUGAUGGAUCGACUCAGCUUCAAUCAGCGUGGCCCUCCCGGAGCGCCUGGUGAUAUUCAGCAGUAUCAGCAGGUCCAUGCUGACCGUCAACGACUGACUCGCCAACCUCUCGACAACCGUGCUCACGAGGAGGCUUUUUUAGGCGAGCAGGGCAGGAAUGGCCGCCUCGAGGAGUUCCAGGAGCUUCGAGGGACAGGUCGUUCCGGCCUGAUAGCAUCCUUCCUCCCAUCGGUGCGCAACGCACGACCUAUGAACAAAGCUACUCUGCCGCAGUCAUCGCAGCCAUCACUUACCGAGCAGGUUCAGUGGACAACUGCACACCAACUGGAGCAGCCAAUCCAGGCACCGCCUCUGUCCAUUUCACCGCUGCCGGCUCCUGCAGCUCAGCGCAAUCGACAGCAUGUUGCAGAGUCAUUGGUCCCGGAACCGCGCUCCCAAACUCAGACUCCGAUUGAAACGCCGGCAAGUUCUGUGGCACCUUGGGCAGACCGCACGACUGAGGCACCGAGAGGACCUUCCCUGCGCGAGAUCCAGGAAGCCGAGGCCAAGAAGGCAGCAGAGCAGGCUGCAAUUCUGGAUGCUGCCCGUCGUGCGCAGGCUGAGCAAGAACGUAUGGCCGAGGCAGCUGUGGUUUCACCCGCUCCAGGUCUUCCUUCUUCUGCCACUUGGGCGACUUCUUCUUCGCCCAGCACGCCUACGACUACUGGCGCAGGAUCAGUAUGGGCGAAAGCACCUGUCAAAGCAGGGCCUACGUCUACUGCCCCGGCUAAGAAGACACUCGCACAGAUCCAGAAGGAGGAGGAAGCACGGAAGCAGCGCCAGGCCGCCGCCGCAGCGGCACAAGCACAAGCCCAGAAUACCAGUUCACCCGUGUCAGCUGUGCUUGGGAAGAAGUACUCCGAAUUGGCAAGUAAAGCUGCCCCAGCUACUCCUGCUACUGCCACUGCCAACAGCGCCUGGACCACAGUUGGAUCUGGUGGUGGUAAGGCCAAGGCUCCUCCGACCAUACUUGCGACACCGCAGUCCGUGCCACGUACUGUUAGCAGCUCUUCCGUGAGCACGACUAAGUCUAGGCCUGCGUUGCCUGCAACCAGAGGCUCGACUCUGGGCGAGAAGACCAAGGCUCAUGAAGAGUUCGUGAGAUGGCUGAAGACACAGCUUGGCAAGGGCUUGAAUGGCGGCAUCAAUGUUGAGAGCUUUGUUCAAGACCUCCUCAUGCUCCCGCCAGAGAUCGAGAUCAUCGCCGACAGCGUCUACGCCAACUCCCAGACCCUCGACGGACGACGCAUCGCCGAAGAAUUUGUCCGCCGACGCAAGAACGCUGACAAGGGCAUCGUCGAGCCUAUCGGCCCGCAAAUCGGCUUGAAUGGCAGCGCUGACGCGAAAAGUGCGGGCGGUGCUGGAUGGAGCGAGGUCGCGAAGAAGGGGCCUGAGAAGGCUGCUCAGGACGUGGGUGGUGCGCAAUUCAAGGUUGUGCCGAGCAAGAAGAAGGGUGGUGCUGGUGGGAAGCGCUAG
Cyphellophora attinorum is the source of this 4179-nucleotide messenger RNA. Its product is annotated as GYF domain-containing protein mpd2. The record is from RefSeq and is a predicted model, not a curated record. Bases 1 to 4179 code for a protein of 1392 amino acids. Gene Ontology annotation, molecular function: protein binding. NCBI's taxonomy places the organism in Eukaryota, Fungi, Ascomycota, Eurotiomycetes, Chaetothyriales, Cyphellophoraceae. The transcript is spliced from 5 exons.